This is a messenger RNA of Paramecium primaurelia, 4856 nucleotides long. The record is from the annotation of a GenBank genome assembly. NCBI's taxonomy places the organism in Eukaryota, Ciliophora, Oligohymenophorea, Peniculida, Parameciidae.
AUGAAUGAAGAGAAGAAGAAAUUGUUAUUAGAAGCUAUUAAUAAUUUCUCAAAGAAUAACGACUUUGCAAAAUUGAGGGCAAUACUUGCUAAAUUCAAAAGAAAUUCAAGCGUCACUGCCGUUCAAGAUAGAUUCUUUGCUAAAUUGUUUGCAACAUAAUUUGGAGGUGCUAUUGUAGCUUUCUAAAAAUGGAAGAAUUUACCUGAACCAGUCAACACUGAAUAAUUAAAGAAUGCAAGAAAAUUUGAGAGAAAAUUAGACAUUCUUUUCCACACUCACUUAAAGGUGUCAUUUGACCCAUUAAAAGAAGAUUAUAUGGAUGCUUAAAAUAUAAAGAGAAUGUGUUUAAGAAAGAUUUUCGAGAAGAGUAUGAGUGCUCAUAAGAGAUUAUUCUUACUUUGGGCAUAAUAAAAUAGAUAAGCUAAAUAAAUUGAAUUGUGCAAAUUAACUACAAGUUUAUUUGUUGGUUUAGCUUAAAUUGUAACUGCAAAUGUUUAACCAAUCAUGUAAAAUCCUCGAGAAGCUUAAACUAAAGAAAAAGCCUUACAUUUAAUAUUCUAAGGGUAAACUGAAAAUUUACUAAGAGCAUUCUUUAAAUGGAGAAAUUGGGCUUAAUAGGAGCGAAUGAAUGAUAAUUUUUUGAAUGAAAUUUAAUCUGAACAACGAAAGGAAUUAAUAGAUAGGUUAUAAGGAUUCUGUAAUGGAAAUAAAUUAAACUUAUUCAGACUUAUUUUAGCUAAAUUCUCGUUAGCUCAUAAGAAAGAGAGAUUGAUUCUUUAAAUUAAUGCAAGAAUUUUAAGAACUUAAAUAGGAGCAGUUUGGGAUACAUUUAACAAAUGGAAGAAUCUACCUGAGGCUAAUGCUGAAGAAUUAGUUAAAGCAAGCAAAUUUGAAGCAUAAUUAAAUAAAUUUGCUCUUCAUAUAUGGAGGAAGAGAACCUGGAACCCUCUUCAAGAAGUUUAUGAUGAUGCACAAGCUUUAAAGAAGAGAGCCAUAAUUUUAAUGAUCAAGACACAAGAAUCAGAAUAAUAAAGAGCAUUGGACUAAUGGAACAAGAAUGUUGGUUUAAUUAAGGAAGUAGAAAGAUGUAAAUGCGUCAUAGGAUUGUUUGGAUUUAUAGGUUUACAUAUUAAAAAUAAUAUUGCACCUUUGAAACCAGAUGAAGAAUCACAAAAGAAAGAAAAAGCAUUGCUUAGACUUAUUGGUAACUUCGAUAGCAACUUAAGAUAUUUCUUUAUGAAAUGGUAUAAUGAUGGAAAAUUGUUGAAAUUGUAGGGAGCUAUGAAUGAAGAGAAGAAGAAAUUGUUAUUAGAAGCUAUUAAUAAUUUCUCAAAGAAUAACGACUUUGCAAAAUUGAGGGCAAUACUUGCUAAAUUCAAAAGAAAUUCAAGCGUCACUGCCGUUCAAGAUAGAUUCUUUGCUAAAUUGUUUGCAACAUAAUUUGGAGGUGCUAUUGUAGCUUUCUAAAAAUGGAAGAAUUUACCUGAACCAGUCAACACUGAAUAAUUAAAGAAUGCAAGAAAAUUUGAGAGAAAAUUAGACAUUCUUUUCCACACUCACUUAAAGGUGUCAUUUGACCCAUUAAAAGAAGAUUAUAUGGAUGCUUAAAAUAUAAAGAGAAUGUGUUUAAGAAAGAUUUUCGAGAAGAGUAUGAGUGCUCAUAAGAGAUUAUUCUUACUUUGGGCAUAAUAAAAUAGAUAAGCUAAAUAAAUUGAAUUGUGCAAAUUAACUACAAGUUUAUUUGUUGGUUUAGCUUAAAUUGUAACUGCAAAUGUUUAACCAAUCAUGUAAAAUCCUCGAGAAGCAUAAGCUAAAGAAAAAGCUCUUCAUUUGAUAUUCCAAGGUUAAGCUGAAAACUUAAGCAGAGCAUUCUUUUUGUGGAGAAAUAAAACUUAAUAAGAUAGAAUGCAUUAGAACUUUGAAGAUGCUUUAACAGUUGAAAAGAAAAAACAAUUGACAGAAUAAUUAGUAUAAUUUGAACAUGGCAAUAAAUUCGCUCUGUAUAGAGCAAUUUUAGCUAAAUUCUCGUUAGCUCAUAAGAAAGAGAGAUUGAUUCUUUAAAUUAAUGCAAGAAUUUUAAGAACUUAAAUAGGAGCAGUUUGGGAUACAUUUAACAAAUGGAAGAAUCUACCUGAGGCUAAUGCUGAAGAAUUAGUUAAAGCAAGCAAAUUUGAAGCAUAAUUAAAUAAAUUUGCUCUUCAUAUAUGGAGGAAGAGAACCUGGAACCCUCUUCAAGAAGUUUAUGAUGAUGCACAAGCUUUAAAGAAGAGAGCCAUAAUUUUAAUGAUCAAGACACAAGAAUCAGAAUAAUAAAGAGCAUUGGACUAAUGGAACAAGAAUGUUGGUUUAAUUAAGGAAGUAGAAAGAUGUAAAUGCGUCAUAGGAUUGUUUGGAUUUAUAGGUUUACAUAUUAAAAAUAAUAUUGCACCUUUGAAACCAGAUGAAGAAUCACAAAAGAAAGAAAAAGCAUUGCUUAGACUUAUUGGUAACUUCGAUAGCAACUUAAGAUAUUUCUUUAUGAAAUGGUAUAAUGAUGGAAAAUUGUUGAAAUUGUAGGGAGCUAUGAAUGAAGAGAAGAAGAAAUUGUUAUUAGAAGCUAUUAAUAAUUUCUCAAAGAAUAACGACUUUGCAAAAUUGAGGGCAAUACUUGCUAAAUUCAAAAGAAAUUCAAGCGUCACUGCCGUUCAAGAUAGAUUCUUUGCUAAAUUGUUUGCAACAUAAUUUGGAGGUGCUAUUGUAGCUUUCUAAAAAUGGAAGAAUUUACCUGAACCAGUCAACACUGAAUAAUUAAAGAAUGCAAGAAAAUUUGAGAGAACAUUAGAUUUACUGUUCAGAGGUAGACUUAAGGCAUCCUUAGAACCAUUAAAAGAUGUUUAUCAAGAUGGUAAUAACAAAAAGUUAUAUUGCCUCAGGAAAUUAUUUACUCUUGCUAUGGGAUAAAAUAAAAGAUUAUUUUUAUAUUGGAGAGACAUUAAUAAAUUACAUAAAUCAAUAGAAACAUGUAAAUAUACAACAAAUCUAUUUUAAACUCUUGCUCUUACGUUAGCAGGACAUGUCUAAACAAUAUUCAAGCCUAAUAAAAAAUAAGAAAGUGUUUUGAAUAAAAUGUUAAUGAAUUACAGCAAUGCUUUAAGAUGGGCUUUUGCUCAUUGGAAUAAUUAAGCCAAGUAAUCUAAAAUUUAAUCAUAACUUGAUGAUGAAAAGAAAAAGUUGUUAUUAUUUGCUUUACAUAGAAAUUUAAGAACAAAUGAUCAAGGCAAAUUAAGAGAUAUUUUAAGAAAGUUUGAAUAGGCAAGAUAAAAAUAAGCUUUAAUAAAAAAAAUAUAAAUUUAAUUAUUGCAUACUUUAGUAGGGUAAAUAGAGGUUUCCUUCCAAAAAUGGAAAGCUUUACCUGAAAAUAAAGAAUUAGAUCUAAUGAAAGCGAGUGUCUUUGAAAAAUCUCUUAAUCGAUUCAAAAUUCACAUGGUUAGAAAAACAACUUUCAAUCAUUUAUACAAUAUUUAUCUUGAUGGAUAGGCAAAAUAAAAGUACGCUGUAAAUAAAAUGUUAUAUAGUUGUAUGAGUGCUUAAAAGAAAGCAUUUUUAAAAUGGUACAAAAUUAUUGAAUUUAGCAGAGCAGCUGAAGCUUUUAAUAUAUCAGAUAAGAAGAAACUUGCAAUUCAAUUAUUCUACUAACAUAAAAUGAACUAGCUAAAUGUUGCUUUUGUGGAAUGGAAACGCUUAUCAUCAAACUUGACAAAUAAAAAGGAGUCUGCUUAAGAAAGAGAAAUUAGAUUGAAGAGAGAGGCAAUUUUAUUAUUCUAAAAUUUUGCCUAAAUAAAAUUAAGAAUAUAUUUCUAAAGAUGGAAUAUUAGAGCUGUUAAGAAGAAUAUGAUCUCAGUAUUUAAUGCAAUUUAAAAAUUACUUCUAUUCAGUAUGAAGCAGGAUAGAGAAUUAAUGAAAGAAGCAUUGAAUAUUUGGAGAGGACCUAAACUAUAAAAUUAAUGGUUCUAGAGAGUAGCUGAAAUGAUUGCAAAAAAUACAAGAAUCACUCCCUAAAUCGCUUUUUGGAGAAUGAGAGACAAUGCAACUACAUAAAGAGCAGUCAGCUUGAAUACUUUAUAAAUAGUUAAAUGCAAAAAGUUGAUAAAUAAUUUACUAAAGGCAUAUGACAGAGUUAGAUAAAGAGCAUUUACUAAUAUUGAACAUUUUGGAAGAGGAAUUACUGAUGCAAGUUCAUUCUAACCAUCACAUUCAAGUUUCUUAUAAUAAACCCCUGUAAGAGAUUCAUUAGCAAAAUCUUAAGUGGAAUCAAUUUUAUUAAAGAAUAGUCAAUAAGUAGCACUCAAUACAUUGUAAAGAGUGUUCCGCAGACAUUUGAAAUUAAGAUUCACCGAGUUAGUAUUAAUAGCUUCGUAAUGUUAAAAAUUAGGUGAAUAAAUGUUGAAGAGUUCAAUUUAAUCAACCCAGUAUAAAUUCAUUCAUAGAAAAAUGGCAACUGAGAAAUUGAUUGGCAUAAUAGAGAGAAAUGUCUAAUUAAAAGAAUUAGUAUUUUUCAAUUCAAUAGCUAAUGUAUAAUAUUUAAUUUGAAUAUUAGUAAUCUGAUCCUGAUUUGCUGAAAAGAAUGAAUGAAUUAAUAGAAGAAAAUAGUAGAUUAAGAGACUAAGCAACUAAUGAUGAGACUAUUAAUUCUAAAGAUUAAUAAAUCUCAGAAUAGUAAAGAUUAAUUUAGGAUUUAAAUACAAGACUUGAUAGAAUGAGAGGUUAACGGUAUAUCAUAAUUAUAUCAUAAUAGGAUAAUAAAAUCUUUAGAAGAUUAUGAGGAUCAUUUAGUUGAAGAUGGGUUUUUAGCAAUUAAAGAGAGUAAAAGAAAUUGA